Molecule: messenger RNA, 1287 nt
Organism: Acytostelium subglobosum LB1
Lineage: Eukaryota; Evosea; Eumycetozoa; Acytosteliales; Acytosteliaceae
Exons: 3
Coding region: 1-1287 (428 amino acids)
Molecular function (GO): protein heterodimerization activity
Source: RefSeq, a predicted model, not a curated record
AUGGAAUCUACAUCAUUCUCAUCGUCCAUCCAAAGGACCAGCGUGUAUACCAAUCCAUCGUUGGAGUUCUCCCUUGGUGGCAUCUCCUACUUUAAUACACUCCUGGUCGACUUGAUCAAUAGCAUUGUUAUCGAAACGAUCAACUAUGCCAAACAACAGAACAAGCAGCAACAGAGCUAUCUCUCACCAGAUGCCAUAACAGCGGCCAUCAAUGCGGUGUUCUCUUAUGACUUGGCCGAGUACAUCCUCGAUCAGUCCCAGGGCAGGAUCCAACAUUCGUCGAUGAAGAACUUGCCAAAGUACAACCCCGAGACCGAGCCCAAGGACGACGUGCUCAGCGAUCAGGAGGAGGACGACGAUGAUGUCCGCGACUUUGAGAUCAUUCCUCGCGAGUCCACCAUGUCGACACAGCACAUGUCCCUGUUCUUCCCGACCGAGCUAGUGUACUCGGUGGUCCAGGAUAUGAUUAAGCGAAAGAAGGUCAUCUACAGUGGCACAGACUUUUACGAGCGCAUCGAAAUGCAGAGCCGUGAGUCGUUCAUCUACACCUACCUGUCGUACUGCCUGGAGGUGGUCUCCACGAGGAUCUUGAAGCGUCUCGACCAGCAGGGCAGGGACCAGAUCACCGAGGAUCACAUCAGAAAGACCAUCGCCUCUGAUGCCCCUCUCAAGGACAUUCGUCAAAAGGCUGUGCACAUCACCAAUGUCACCAACCAUAUGCUGCAGGGUCAUUCGAUCGAUUCGAUACCAUCGUCAUCAUCGAUGUCAUCCUCAUUCUCAAUAUCUGAGAUACAGACAUCAGCAGUAUCAUCAACUAUAAAGAGUCAGAGUUCACCAGUGUUGGCACCAAUGACAACAACAUCAACAACAACAGACAUAGCAACUGUAUUGGAGAAGGAGCAGCCAACAAUUGUUCCACCCCAAGUCGAGGAAGUAAAGGUACAGACUGCCGGGAGUGAUGAACCACUUCUAGAGGAGUCAGCACAGGUGACCUCCUCCUCCUCCGACAACUCAAGUGAUAAUUAUAGUAAUAGUAGCAACAACAACAACAACAAUGUAGAUAGUGACCUACCUGCAACGUCAACGCCAGCGGCUGAGGUCAUAGCUCCAGAGUUCCGACUUUGCACAAAGAUACCAUCAUUGAUCUUUUUGGACAAGCCAUUGGACUUGAUCAAAGUUCUCCGAGAGGAUAGAAUAUUCUUGGAGGCAAGCAAUGGAGCAUUCCUAGUUAUGUUAAUUCUACUCGGACUUGCCAUUCAGUCGAUAAACAUGCCAGUCAAAUGCUGA